This is a messenger RNA of Colletotrichum karsti, 1833 nucleotides long. RefSeq lists its product as uncharacterized. Gene Ontology annotation, biological process: nuclear-transcribed mRNA poly(A) tail shortening; mRNA processing. Lineage: Eukaryota; Fungi; Ascomycota; Sordariomycetes; Glomerellales; Glomerellaceae. Gene Ontology annotation, molecular function: poly(A) binding. The transcript has 6 exons. The record is from RefSeq and is a predicted model, not a curated record. Gene Ontology annotation, cellular component: PAN complex; P-body.
UUGUUCAGCUCGAGAAAGACACUCAAUGUCGAUUCACCCUCCUUCACUCCUGCUGGCCUGCCAUCUGUAGCAUCUCCGAGCGCCAACUCCUCAGGCACCACAAAGAAAUCAACAUUUUCAUCUCAGGCUGCCAGCGCGGCAGUAUUCACCCCAAGAGGAGCUGGAUCUGCUACACCGGCUGCCCAAGAAGGAGAAGCAUCAUCAACAGUAUUUAACCCUGCGACAUUCCGAGAAUUUACUCCCCAGAACUUUGAAUUGAGUACCGGUGUUACCGCCAAUGGCGCGACUCCGGAUCCAGCACUCAAUUAUGACCCAUUUACCAUGCCAGGCGUCGCGCAAGCAUUGCCGCCGACGCCUUUCAACCCUUACGCAGAUGACCCAACUGGUCUCGGUGGCUCAAGUGCUGCGUACUUUCAACACCAAAACGCUUAUACCGCCCCUCUUCCGCCGCUUCAACAUCAUUGGUAUGCGCCUGUAGGGCCUUACAGAGAAGACUUGCUCCCAUUUCAGAGACAAGUUCAUGACUUUUUCCUACCGGAGAAGCUCCGCGAGGAGAUGCAACGCAAAGCCGAUGCUUUGCAGCAGGUUAUGCCAAACUCGACACUGCCUGCAUUGGACAACUACUUCUCACUUGUGCCUCUCGAUACUAGUCACCGAAAGAGUUCUACCGUCUUUGGUUUUACAACGUGGGUGUACAAGGCAACAUCGUCCAAGAAUGGGCGGACAUACUGCCUCCGCAGAAUCGAAGGCUUUCGUUUGACCAACGAACAUGCUAUCCGCUCAGUUAAAGAAUGGCGGCGCCUCAUGAACGGCAAUGUGGUAACCAUUCACGACGCGUUUACGACGCGUGCCUUCGGCGACAGUUCUCUCUUCUUCGUUCACGACUACCACCCGCUUUCCAAGACUUUGGCAGAGCUGCAUUUCCCUCAGGCGGGUUCAGCUCAUGCGAACCGUUUCGCCGCCAAGACUUCUAUCCAAGAAAGCGUCUUAUGGGGUUACGUCUCGCAGAUCGCCAAUGCCUUGAAGGCCAUCCACGCGUUGAACCUCGCGGCGCGAUGCCUUGACAUGAGCAAGAUCAUAGUCACGGACAAAAACCGCAUUCGUCUCGGCGCUUGUUCUAUACUGGAUGUUAUUGACUUUGAAAAGCGCCGGCCUGUCCAGGAGCUGCAACAAGAGGAUCUGAUCCAUUUCGGAAGGCUGAUACUAUCAUUGGCCACCAAUACGCCACCUAACCAGCUGACCAACCUGCCACCCAACCAGCUCAAGGGAUUGAUUGAGCAGAUGAGCCGGACGUACUCCAAAGAGAUCACUGACACCGUCCUGUGGCUUUUGACGCCGGCUCCUCCAGGCGCUACGCCAAAGGGAAUCGAAGAAUUCAUCAGCGGGAUUGCAGUUCACAUGGUAGCAACACUUGACGCUUGCCUACAAGAGUCCGAUACCCUCAAGUCGGAACUUUUCAGGGAACUGGAGAACGGCCGCCUGGUGCGUCUGAUGGUCAAGUUAGGGGCCAUCAACGAACGGCAAGAAUUCGAUGGCGACCGGACGUGGUCCGAAAACGGCGAAAGAUACGUCCUCAAGUUGUUCCGGGAUUACGUCUUUCACCAGGUCGAUGCAAAUGGUAACCCCGUGGUUGACAUGGGCCACAUCAUUAGGUGUCUCAAUCGGCUGGAUGCUGGCAGUGACGACCGAAUCUGUCUUACCAGUAGAGACGAACAGACCAGCUUCGUAGUCAGCUACAAGGAACUUAAGAAGGCGGUGGGCAACGCAUUUGGAGAUCUUCUCAAGGGAGGCAAACAACCUGCCAACCGGGGCUUCCAAGGCUCUUCCCACUAG